Messenger RNA from Exophiala mesophila, 2343 nucleotides. RefSeq lists its product as uncharacterized. The coding region runs from base 713 to 1999 and encodes 428 amino acids. The transcript has 2 exons. NCBI's taxonomy places the organism in Eukaryota, Fungi, Ascomycota, Eurotiomycetes, Chaetothyriales, Herpotrichiellaceae. The record is from RefSeq and is a predicted model, not a curated record.
CUCGUUUCUUUCCCCUCCAGGUCAACUCCAACAGUCAGUCUGCCAGUGCCAGCACAGAUCGAUUCACUUCCAGCUCGCCGAUCGUCAUCGAAUUGCCGGUACGCCUCCAAUGGCCUUUUGACCUCGAUCCAGUAAUCCAAUUCUGCCCAAUCUACACUUUUCGGUCCUUUGCUCGUUACUCUGAUGACGUCGUCCCUUCAUUCGAUCCACUAGAGUUCGCGCCACUUCUUUCUGACUUCCAGCGGUCAAUUUCUGUAACCCCAUCAUGCCCAUGUCGAACCCACCAGCCACUUUGUUGUCUAACCGUGAAGCAAGAAGCCUUGCGUUGUUUGGCUAAAUGACCCGUGUACUGACGACGCAUUUUGCCAGGUCUGGAACACUCAUCAUUUAUUGACCGCCCCUCGUCCCGUCUCUCUCCGUCGUCCUUUCAAUCCUUCCAUCCGCGAGCUAUUAUUCAGCACAUCUCUGGUCGUUGUCUGAGUCCAUUUUGCAACCAUGUCCAAAUUCACAAUUGUUCUAUAAAGCGGCUGCAUCGAGGUUCCACGUGUGCUUGUUCGAUUAGCAAACCACCAAAUAGUCGAUCCACGGCUUUAAGGCUUGCACCACCCUGGCCGCCCUAUUCGGGUGAGAGCGUCCCAGGGGAGUAUUCCGCACAGCCAAACGGCUAUUUUCAACCAGUCACUCCCACACCGGUCGUUCGCAAUCAGGCAACAUGGCGGAACAGGCGCUUGGCCUGACUUUAAACGCGGUGCCCAUUGUCUUAAAACACGGCGACAAAAUUGCAGACCCCUUCAAUCAUCGAGUGCGCAAAAUGCGCGGGCAAGACAAGGAAGACAAAGAUGUCUACGACAAACGCACCCAGGAGGAAAAGGGCCUGGUAUUGCGUCGCCGCCGUGAUGUCGCCUCGGACGAAGAAAUUGUUGAUGUAGUCCGACACAAGGGCGAAGUCCUGCCUCGCCGCCCUGGGCAUGGUCAUAGUGAUCGAAGAGCUGCAUCCAUGGACAACCGGUGUGCUCUGGUUGCUGGCGGCGCUGCGGGUGCUGCAGGUGCGGGUGCACUUAUCUCCUCUCGCAGCCGACGUUCAGACGACUAUUAUGAUUCCGAAGGCUCUGUUCCCCCUAGGUCUCGAAUUCGGGCCAAGUCGAGCUCUGGCAGGUCUCGCCGCCGCCGUGGAUCGUCCAGCGACUCCUCUUCCUCCUCAUCUUCAAUGGAUUCUUCGACUGAGGAGGACAAAAAGUGCCGCAAGUUGCAACGAAAGAAAUGGAUCACCGCCACGUUGGCCAGUGUCGCCACGAUUCACGCCGCUUCUAAAGUGUACUCGUCAAUCGAGGCUCAUGACAAACGCAUUGAACAAGUGCACAAAGGGACUCUUUCCCCAGAGGAAGCACACAAGCAACGACGUGCUGCGCGGUGGCAGGAUGCUGCCGCCAUUGGUAUUGCUGCCCUGGGUAUCAAGGGAGCUGUCAGCGAGUGGACCGCCGUGUCCGAGGAACACACUCAACACAAGCAAAUGUUAAACACCCGAGAAGAGCACCACAAAAAGCGGUUGGAACGACAACGGCGACGCCGUGCACGAGAAAUGGGCGGCUAUUACAAAGGCCACGAUGGCAAGUGGUACUACGACGGACCAGAACCUCAGGGCAGUGACAGCCUGCGAAGUUCUGACGUGAGACGACACUACGACGACCGCCGGAUGAUUGAGGCUUCAAGUCGAGAACGCAAGAUGAUUGAGGAUGUUGACCGCUACUAUGACGACGACAACCGCGACAGAGACAGAGACAGAGACUGGGACAGGGACCGGGAUCGAGAUCGCGACAGAGACCGAGACUGGGAUCGUGACCGAGACAGAGACAGAGAUGGAAGCCGGAGAGAUCGUCGAGCGACCAAGGACAAUUCUUCUACAACCCACCCUCCUGAAAUCCAAGAGGCAAAGGCUAGGCGGUCGACAUUUCUGGCAUUUGGAGCAGACGCAUUAGAAGAGAUCAUGAAGAAAUUAUAAGGCGAGUUGGCGUGUUUGAGGCAGAGCAAGUGUUUUGUGGCACAUUUGGACUUUGAAAGACCAUUCAUUGAGCGAUCUGGAAUUGGGAAAUGUUUUGGAUGUCUUGCAGCGACCUGAAUUGGGGGCCACCUUUUUGUUGUAUCGUGCAAGCGAUGAAGAGAAUACGGCGAUGAGAUACGAUUUUUACGAUCCAAUGUUUACGAUAAACGAACGACUUAUGUGAAUCAAGACAUGAUAGAGAUUAUAGUUUGGGCAAGCAUCGAUUCAAUGCAUGAAGGACUUGAACAAAUCUAUCUCAAACUUGCUUCUUUGUAAAUAUCGCCUUGAGUUCUAUUAAGUAUGCC